AUGGCUUUUCCAAAUUUGGACAAAUGUCCAAGCGGUCCACCGAAGACUUCCAUCUUCUCGUCGGAUACGUCAAAAUUUUUCCACACCAGCAAACGAAACUCCUCUCUCAAACAAAAACAAGACCUCAACACUCCAAUUAACGACAAAAAAUCAUCGAUCAAAAAUUUCCAAAUCCCAGAAUUCUCCGUGAAACCGAACGAAUACACGAAAACGUCGCUGGACAGACCGAGUCCCCACGAUCGAGCCAAGAAGAAACAAUUCCUUCAUCAAAACUCUCUUGGCAGUCCGGUGUCGACUCAUCCACAGAAUGGAAUGUUGUUGGAGGAUAGUCUCGAUAGAAUCAAACAGGUAUCCGUCAGGGAAUCGAAUGAGAACCUAGCAUCGGAUACCGACGAUGUGUUUGUUAAAUAUUACAAGCAGUUGAAAUCUGCGAAUAAAACGUUCUCCACGUUCAGAGGACCACCUGUACACCCGCAGAAAUAUUUAAAAAAUGACAAGGUGAUGUUGCAACAGCAGCAGCAGCAGCAACUGCAACAACAACAGCAAGCACAACAACAACAACAAAAUGGGAAUACUGAAUUUUCUAAAUAUAAUAGAAUCCUGAAACAAGAUAGCAGAACCACCAAAAAGAUCAACAACAACAUCAGCAGCAGCAGUAGCAACAGAAGUAACCACAGAUGCAACGACAAUGAGGAAGACAGGAGGGAAAUGUCCGAAUACACUCCUCUAUCUUUUGACACAAAUUACGUUAAAGUCUCUCCACCGAAACUCACCAGACGCCAGAAAAAAUCAGCCGGAAGUGAGAGCGACACAUCCAAAGAUUCCAACGGCAAUGGCAAGCGGCAGUUGAACAAAAGCAAAGUUGACAGUCCGGGAGAGUCGUUUAAAAAAUUUACAGCCGCUAUCAACGACGGCGAUGAAGACGACGACGACGAUGAAGACGAUGAUGAGGCAACAUUUUCUGACCGACCGAGAUCGUCUAGUUCGGAUCCAGAUGGCGGUAACGCCUCUUCCGCUAGAAAUUCUGAUGUCUUUUCCGAAGCAAUUUGUCCCAAAACAUCUCUAACACCUACGGCGUCAGCUUCUUUUAAAGCUGAAACACCGACCAUAAAGUCGUCACUAGCAUUCUCAGAUCUCUACACAUUACCUCCCCCUCCUCCUAUUCCGUCAUCUUCGUCUUCAUCACUGUCUCCAAACGAAUCCAUUUCUAAGCAGCACUCACCCGGAAACGACGACGAUGAAGAGUUUCCUCCACCCCCCUAUUUACCGCAAGAACCAGGUUCCGACUACAUCAGUCUGGAAAAUGCUGAAAAAAGAGCUCUGUUGAGUCAGAGUAGUUCGGAUGAAAGCCCCCAAUCUACCGGUGAAAGAUCCAAAUAUUUGGCAACCAGCACGAUGAAAUGCGGUUCUUCAUCACCACCCCAGCAGGCAACAACGCCAAUCGUCGGCACGGUGCUACCGACCCAAGUUGUUUCAAAAUCUAAUCAAGAGAAAGAAAAAGUAUCAGAAGCUCCUAUAGGCUCCCAAAAAGUUGAAGACGAUUCCGUGGUUGAGUUCAAAUUCACUGUUCGUUUAGAAGGAAAUAAGAUGAACCCCAUGUUAACUGUUGAGAAACAGCAAUCGCAACAGCAGCAACAACAAUCGCAACAACAGCAACCACAACAACAGCAAACGCAGCAACAACAACAGUUACAACAACCACAAAAACAUCAACAGCAGAAACAACAUUACCCACCAGUGACGCCACAAAUGCUCCAAAACUUCGACAAGCCCUACCAACUUCGAGAGCAUCAGGCUUACGACAGCCCGAAAAGAAUUCUGAAUAAAGAUAACGCCUCGUUGAACUCAACCAUGAUUAGCAACAUCUGUCAGGCUGUGAACUCAAUGAGUAAGGAAAAAUUAAUUAAAAAUAGUAAGGUAGCAAUUAGCGACAGCAAAACGCAAGCGAUUACAUCAAACACAUCCCCGGAUAGCAAUACAAUUUCUGGAAAAUCGUUUCUCAAUUCCGUUUACGGCAUUGCUAAUUUGGAAAACAAUCGAAGUUAUAAAACGGAUGCAACAAAAAAUAACAAAGACGACAAAAAAUCUGCAACUAUAAUUAGCAACAAACCUCAACUAACCAGGAAAACAUCGUACGGAAACGAAGAAAAACAUGAGGUGGACAAUUUUGAUUCGAUAAGAUCGCUACAGAAAGCCGAUAAAAAGCAAACUCUAGCGGAUUUUGUCUCGAGUAAAAUAACGACAGUAGCUGUGGUACACCGCUCGGCAGACGACAUUUUAGCUGGCGAAAAAGAAAUUAUAUCUUCAGACGCUAAUUAUUCGUUGGAUCGAAAUAUUCCUAAAGCAAAAUCUAACAACAACAACAACAACAACACUGCCAUCAACAAUAAUAAUAACAACAACGGCUACGAGCCAAUUAAUGACCCUCGAAAUAAGACCAUGUUAGCAUGUAAUAAAUUUGCAAGACAGAAUAACUCAUUGAAGGCAGAAAUUUCGGCAAACAACAUCGACUUGUCGGACAAGACGCAUAUGAACUGGGACGAUUUAAUGGAGGAAGCCAAAACUUUUGGCAUUCCUCUGAAUAGGCCACUGCAUACGACGCUGGCAGCCACAACAUGCACUACAACGGCCACCGGUUGUCAAAAACAAGGAAAUAAAAUAUUGGAUAACAACGGAGAAAAAAGUAAAAUUAUUGACAACAGCAAUGCUGAUUGUAAGGCUAGGCCGGUGUCAACCGACUCUGCCGUCGGCACAUCUGUGUCGUCCAACGCGUCAGUAUCGGCUUUGACGCUACCGAAACACGGGGCUCCCACGCUCGCUAGUCACAAAGCUGCUCUGCAUCAACAACAACUUUCACAACAGCAACAACAGCAUUCAACAAAAAUGACAACAAUUACAACAACUAAUGAAAAUGAAAAGUGCUGCUGCUGUUGUUGCACUGGAUGUUGUGGCUAUGAAAAGCAAAAAUUUCAACACGGCAACAGCAAGGCAAAUUCCCACAACAUUACAUAUUGCAGUUGUCGUCUUGGUGACAACAAAAACAAACAAAAAUCGACCAGACAACAGCAACAAAUUUUGCAACAACAUCAGUUGCUGAAUAAAAAACCUUCCCAACAAUGCUGCUGUCAGCAGGCUACUCAAACAAAAAUUGAGAAAAAAUUCAGUUUUUUGAAAGAUCGCUUGAAAUUUUCGAAUUUUUUCUGCAAGCGGUUUUGCGGAAAAACUGUUGAAAAACAGCAAUCGACAAUAGUGAACAACUCAUUGCUCCUGUCUCAACACCAGCCGAGCCAGCAGCACCAGCAACUACACUACCACGCGUCGUCGAAGAGCGACUGCGGAAGAAGUUGCAACCAUCACCGCGUACACAACUUAGCAACCAACAACAACAACAACAUAACAACUCCCAACACUCGCAACAGUAUAAUCCACAACAGCAACAACCACGGCAACAAUCGCCACAACAGCAUCGAUUUCAUUGAGAUUGAGCCAAUAAUGAGUGACAGUGCUCUCAUUCCAAACAACCACAUCGCGUUGUCGUCAUCCAGAACGAGUGGGAAUCGAACCCAGCAACACCUGAACAACUUCUCAAGACCGACUCACCUAACUUCGAGUCCAUCUAUUGAGCGAUGCUGUGGCGUGAAAUCUGCGGAUCACGUAACGACCAAUCCGAGUGUUGGUGUGGGAGGAGACGGAAAUCCAUCUGGUCAGUUUGUUUUUGGUAUUUAUAUAGCGCAUAUUAUAUUUAAAAUAUAUUCAGAUAUUUAUAUAGCGCAUAUUUUAUUUAAAAUAUAUUCAGUUUGCAUGCAACUCUGUGUAAAGCACAGUUUUUUUAUACCCCUAAAUGCUAAAUUAGAAAUUCCUUUCUGUGGAAUAACCGGAAUACGGCAUGGAAAUGUGAAAUAUUCAUGA
Helobdella robusta is the source of this 3909-nucleotide messenger RNA. RefSeq lists its product as hypothetical. The transcript has 3 exons. Bases 1 to 3909 code for a protein of 1302 amino acids. The record is from RefSeq and is a predicted model, not a curated record. Lineage: Eukaryota; Metazoa; Annelida; Clitellata; Rhynchobdellida; Glossiphoniidae.